Messenger RNA from Strongylocentrotus purpuratus (purple sea urchin), 1597 nucleotides. It is a transcript of the gene hmces, whose product is annotated as abasic site processing protein HMCES. The record is from RefSeq and is a predicted model, not a curated record. NCBI's taxonomy places the organism in Eukaryota, Metazoa, Echinodermata, Echinoidea, Camarodonta, Strongylocentrotidae. Bases 237 to 1529 code for a protein of 430 amino acids. Gene Ontology annotation, biological process: DNA damage response. Gene Ontology annotation, molecular function: single-stranded DNA binding. The transcript is spliced from 7 exons.
UCAUUUACCAAAUAAACACAAGCAUGCAUGCAAGCCCGGUCUUGUCGCUCGCUCCAGGCCAUGACUCGUCUUGUACGAAAGCUGAACAGAUGAACACCCAGCUCGGGCGGCGCAGUUGUUGAGCAAGAUUGGUAUAUCACCACCGGGCUCGGGAGCUUUGGAGGAGAUACAUUCUAUCGAAGAUUCUGCUCUAAGAUCGUUGGUCAGCUAACUCUGCACAAAAACUCCCUAUCACGAUGUGUGGAAGAACAGUCAGUACACUGAAUCAUAAUGAAAUAAGACGGGCAUGCACUUACACCAAUCGUCAGGGGCGGCGAAUGCGGCCUGGGAGGCGCAGUAGAGGACCGAGGAGAGGUGGAGGAGGAGGAGGUGGAGGUGGUGGUGGACGAAAGCAUGGAUCCACACCCAAACAGGCACCGCAAACACAAGCCCUCAGUUCAAAUCCCAGUCCAGUAGGCGAGAGCGUACAGCGGAAGUACUACCCAUCAUUCAACAUUUCACCAACUCGAACAACUCCUGUUCUGAUAUCGAGCAAGCACUUUGGAGGCACGGACAGCUUGGACGUGUCACUGGAAACAGGAGAUCGUGAGAUAGUGCCCAUGACAUGGGGCCUUGUUCCAUCAUGGCACAAAGGCCAGGCCAAGGAGGUGGCUUACAAGAUGAACAACUGCAGGGGUGAAGGCAUGCUGGAAAGGGCGAGCUUCAAGCGCCCGUUCGAGAAAGGCCAGCGCUGUGUUGUACUCGUGGAUGGGUUUUACGAGUGGAAGACCGAUGCUAACAAACAGAAGCAGCCCUACUUCAUCUACUUAGCCCAGGAGCAUCCUCCAGUAGAUCUCACCAUCCAUUCCAGUGAAGACAUGAUGGAAGAGAACACUGACCUAGAGAUCGUGGAGGAACCCACGGAGGUCAGCGAUAGUGACCCAGGGUGGACAGGUCACAAACUGCUGACCAUGGCCGGCUUGUUUGAUUGCUGGCAAUCACCGGAUGGUGGUGAUCCUCUGUACACAUACACAGUGAUCACUGUGGAAUCCAACGAUAGCUUGUCUUGGCUUCAUCAUAGAAUGCCAGCCGUCUUGGAAGGGGAUGAAGAGAUAAAAUCAUGGCUCGACUAUGGCACAGUCGAGUCUAAUAAAAAGGCAGUGUCCCUGGUCAGUGCUAGAAGCUGUCUGGCCUGGCAUCCUGUCACAAAAGCUGUGGGUAACGUUCGUUACAAGGAACCAGACUGCAUCAAGCCCAUUGAGCUGGGGAAACCUGAAAAGCCAAAGGCCGAGAGCAAGAGCAGCCAAUUCAUGUCAUCAUGGCUGGCCAAAGGGAGCAAGACACCAGAUGGGAAGAGCAAGGCUGUCAAGACAGAGGGAGGAAGCGUGAAGAAGGAAGAGCCAAAGAAGAAGCAAACGGCUGGACCAUUGAUGAAAUGGUUUGUCAAGAAAGAAAAGAAAGAAGAGGAAGAAGAGACAAAGAAAAGACCGGGGGAUAGAGUGAGGGCGAAGGAGGAGGAGCCAUCUCCAAAGAAGAGCAGGGUGUCUUGAAAAUCUGAGACUGACCCUAAAAUCAUUGUUAUGCGCAGGAGUGAACUUGAACUGCUUAAAGGAUGUGA